GCAAACAAGGAAAGCAAAAUGGCAGCCAGUAACACUAAGCAAUGUGGAACUGUAGUUACAAGUUAAACGUAUAGAUGCUUACAUACUCCUUUAUGAAGUUACCCAAAGUAGUUUCCAUUUUGUCGUUGAGUUAGGGAUACCAUUAUUGAGAUGGGUUUAAAAUUAAGUACAAAUAAUCAAACACGUAUGCGGACCUAUUCAGCGAGUACCCCUGGCUCGAGUAAUGGUGGUGGUGCGGGUACAGAUGUUGUGGCUCGGAAUGGUGCUCAGUCAUCAAGAGCCAGAGCUAGAAGUCUUGGAAACUUUCAGUCAGGGAACUCUGGAUCGUUAAGUAUUCCAGGGACUUCAGGUGGUACUCACAGAAGCAGUUCGCCGGAUUCAGAUUCCAGUUCCCCAGAAGAUGGUGCCCUUUCUUUGUUUGGUGGAAGAGCACCUUUCACAAGCUCAUUACCAGUUCCAAUGCAUCUAUUUGCACUACAAGGUAUCAAGUGCCCUGUGUGCUCAAAGCAGGUAGCCUCAGAUGAUAUAGAAUGCCAUCUUGUCAUGUGUCUCACAAAACCACGUAUUAGCUAUAAUGAGGACAUCUUGUCAGAAGACAAAGGGGAAUGUGUCAUCUGCUUUGAGGACCUCAUCCAAGGGGACACAAUUGCCAGACUGCCAUGCCUUUGUAUAUACCAUAAAGGAUGCAUUGACAAGUGGUUUGAGGUCAACCGGUCGUGCCCAGAACAUCCAUCAGACUAGUUGAAACCGCGAUAACUGGUUAACAUUUUGCUUUUAUUAAAAGACUUCUUUGUUAUAUACAUAUAUAUAUAUAUAUUUACAUAUAUAUAUAUAUAUAUCAUACAGUUUUGAUUUACGUGAUACAAACAAUGGGUUUGCUAACCCCAACUUCAGAUAAAUGUGUAUAUAAUUGUACAUACACGUUCUUAAGAUGAUUGUUUCGAUAAAUUCAAUUCUUGAGGAUGCCAUGCUGAUUGUGAAACAUACAAUUCCAUCUUGGUUUAAUUGAGAGGAUGCUUGUGCAGCUUUGAGGAGUGGUCAUCGUCGUGGCAGAGUUGAGUGAAUGUACAGCUUCAAUUCAAGAUCUGGUCUCUGUAAUGGCCUGUAUUUUGAGAUGAGUGAAUGGACAGCUUCAAUUCAAGGUCUGGCCUCCAUUAUGGCCUGUAUUCUGAGACAUAUGAAAGGACAGCUCCAAGGUUUGGCCACCAUGGCCCAUAUUUUAACCAGGAUAUGUACACCUGCCUCCUCCCUACACUUCUGUUGAUGCCUCUAUUAUUAUAGCUUUUCCUUUAUGCAUAAUUCUACUUUGUUGGUGUAAUAAAUGUACUGUGUUUUUUAUUUUAUUUUUGUUGAGCAUUUUUCUAUGUUGAAAAAAAAUUGCUUUCUUCAGAAGUUAUUGUUUUGUUUAAUUCCCAGAUUUUAAACAUUAUUUACUUUUGAUAAUUUUUGUGUCAUUUAUUGUUUUUUUAUCCGUCUUUUUUAUUAAUGAAGUAGAUAUCUAAUUGGAUUAUGUAAAUUAAUUUAGCAAAGAACUGGGGGGGGGGAGGGGAUUUAACAGAAUUUAAAACUUAAGGAUAAAUUUCUCGCAAUGAGCUACCCAAAACAACAAAAGAUCAUUCCAAUUUGUCUUCAAUACUUGUGUGAGCUUUAUUUAACAGGCGCAACCUUUUACAAUACAAUUGAUUCUAAAAUUUUACACACCUACUGAUAGUUGUUUUUUUUCCCCAGUAACUUUUAAAGAUUAAUUUUCAAAAUUGAUUUCAUGGCAAUAAAAACGAAAAUUUAAAACAAAUUUCAGCUUAAGUCCUUUUUAACUGCUAGGUGUAUUCAGAUAAGUUGUACCACCAAAACUGGCUUCCUAAGAGAGUGAUUAACGUCACUGUCUCUCACACUAUGCACAUGUUCUCUCAUCAAUAUGGCCAGCUAUAUUUAGAACCAUCCACACAUUUCUUCCAUUUCUUUAUAUACAUAUUUGUUUUGAUUUUAAUUAAUUUUUCAACUUAAUUUGCAAAUAUUUAAAUAAUCACAGCAACAACAUAAGCUGUAAUUUGCACUUUGAUGUUUUAUUUCAUUCAUUACUAGAUAAACAGACAAACGAACCAUUGAUUUUAUGUUAGAGGCAUUAAAUAUGUGAAUCUUGCAUUAAAGUUUUAGUUACAGUAUGCUGUUUAAAAAAUAAUUAUAGAUUUAGUUGUUAAAACUACCAUGGGGCUAUUUUUAAGUCCCUUUUUUUUGUUCUUGUAUUUUUGUUUUAAAUAGGUUUUCUUUUUUUUCUAGCAAGGUAAUAUGGUUUACAUUAAACAUAUCUGGAAAGUUAAUGGUAAUUGAAAUCACCAUUUCAGAAGGUUUUGAGUCAUGAUGAUACAACAGUUUAUGGUCCAGUGUGUAAUGGUUUAGUGCUGUUGAUUAAUCCGGUCACAGAAACAGGUUGCCCUCAGUUGGGAUUACAUUAGGUGCUUUUGUUGUUUUUAAAAAAAAAUUGUUUCCACCCUUGUAAUUCCACAUUUUUCUUAAGUUUUGAAACCUUUUCUUGUUAUUUUUAUGUAGUUUGUUUUAGAUAAUAUCCAGCAGAUGUAGCUUUUCUAAAAUUAAGUAUUGGUGUAGAGGUAUUUUUGUGCUUAAAUGGGUUUUUUUUUGUAGAAGUAGUGUUAUUUUUUAAAAGAAAUUUAUUAACAUGUAAUGAACCACGCCAUCACAUUUAAUACUAUAGUACUAACCUGAAUGUAGGUUGUUUCGUUUUUAAGCCUGUCUUUGAAAUGUUAUAUUUUGUAUGAUUUAGUAUAUUUGUUAAUGAUAGAUAACGUUAAUUACUCAAGAAUAAUUUUAACAGUGUGGUUUGGAUUUCCACAUUUUGACAUUAACACAUAUUUGGUGAAUAUAGUGAAAACACAUUACCAUAUCUCAGCUAACUUUUAAAAUGAUUUUGAAUUUCCACAUUUCACCAUAUAACAUUGGUCUUUUGGUCUGUAUAGAAAAUACACUAAAACAGUAUUCACUUAACUUUUAGAAAACCAUUGAGUAGUCUCAUGGUAGAGCACUUUAGUCUUCAGUUUGAUCCCCUUAAGUCAAUAGUCCUGCAAUCCACCCAGUACAGAUGGGUACCUAACUAUUGUUAAGGAAAGUAUGCUGAAGUCACAAAAAGAGAUAAACUCUACUUUACCUGAUUAGGUCCUUGAGUAAAAAAAAAUUACUUUGGGAAAAUAAUUUGGCCUUUUGUAGUUAAAAAUUGUUUCUUGUGUUGUUGUUUUUUUUUUAUUACUUUAUGCUGUAUUUUCUUUGAAAAGGAGAUUCCACAUUGCUUGAUUUCAUUUCUAUUUGACAAGUGUAGAGAAAGCAGGGCAUACUCAAGGCAUAUGUUUAUGUGGGCACAUUCUUCUGCAUGGCUUCACUGCAGAUACCAAACAGAAUAAUUGUUGAGUUUGUGUGAUCUUGUUGUUAUGGAUGAAAUCCCUUACUUCAUGGGUGUCUGCAGAAAUUUUUUUUAUUAUAAUGGAGGUCACUCUCAGUCAUUUGUAGACAAUUUUGGAUUUGUUCGUUUUUUCAGAGUACUUACAUUGAUUUUAUCACAGAUGUGCUUUGUAUUUACAUUAUAACAUCUCCAAUUUCUAUUGAUUAGGUAUUUUAUUCCCUCAACGCUGCCUUGUAAAUAUCCAAGGGUUGUGCCCUAUCAAUACCUGAUUAUAAAAGAAUAUCAAGGUUAGCCACUGUCCCUUUAUUAGAAAAGGGUCAUAGAAAUACCUAAACUCUACUUCAUCUACUUUGUUGCCCAGGUCUAAAAUGGUACUUCCUAAUGUAGUUUUUUUUCAGGAUACAAAAUCUACUGCCCCUACCUGUCUGUGUGUGUGGGGGGGGGGGGGGGGUUUAAAGCUCCCAGUUGCUAAACCAAAAAGCCCAUACCUCAAGCCUCUGGGUAGAUGUGGCAUUUUAGCUGGGGGAAAGCACCCCAUCUAGGAGAGAAAAUUUAAUUAAACAACUGUUUCCUUGUAGUUUGUUCUUGGAUGGACAAAACUAAGGCUAUGGAAGCAAAUCCAAGCAAAAAAGCAGGCUGAAGUCAGGUUCAUUGGGACAUAACAUAUUGACACAUCAUUCUUGUGUUGGACGAAAUCGUUUCCGUUAAAAUAAGAAUGAAGAAGAAAGAAGUGUGGGUCACCUGAUACUAAAACCUUUGCCCCUACCUAUUCUGCGGACACCCAUAUCUGAUAUCCUUGUUAUAUGUGGACACCGGUUUCUAAGCUGUUGGUUGUUGUCAAGUUUAUGUGAUAAUGACAUAUACCAGUAUGAUUGUGUAAACCCACUAUUCAUUUACCCAUAGUGCGCUAUUGUGUGAAUAAAUUACAGACUUUUUUGGUGUGGUUAUUUAGAUUUAGGGUGUUAUCAUGUUCCUGUUAUGGUCUGACUAUUCAUGGGAGCAAUCUAAAAUAGGUUGGUCUGUGAAAUGGUGAUGUUGUUGAAAUGGCUGCUGUUUGGACCUAAAAUGGUGGUGAUGAAGGAAUGGCGGAUGUUAAGACUGUAAAAUGGUGAUGUUGUUGAAAUGGCUGAUGUUUGGACUGUGAAAUGGUGAUGUUGAUGAAUUAAUUGUGUUAUGGUUUUUGAACCAUAUGCAAUUUGUUAAAGAAACAUUUUUGAUGAUUCAACUUAGUGUCCUUCUUAUUGAUCUAAAGCACAUGAUCAGUUUUAAUGGAGUUUUUAGAGUUUUAGUUGAUACUUUAAUUAAAAAUAAACACAUUUUUGUUUGCGGAUUAUUUUUUAAAAAUGAAGGUACGUUUUAUAUUACAAUCAGUGAUAAGCAUAUUUUGUUUGUUAGGUAAUUUAUUUUUGCUAGUAGCAAAGGAUUGGUAGUAUAAUUUUAUGUGUGCUAUGAAAGAUAAAUCAUCAGGUAUAUAAGUUUUAUGUAUGAU
Physella acuta is the source of this 4898-nucleotide messenger RNA. RefSeq names its product E3 ubiquitin-protein ligase ZNRF2. Gene Ontology annotation, cellular component: cytoplasm; intracellular membrane-bounded organelle; membrane. Gene Ontology annotation, biological process: proteasome-mediated ubiquitin-dependent protein catabolic process; protein K48-linked ubiquitination. Lineage: Eukaryota; Metazoa; Mollusca; Gastropoda; Physidae. Gene Ontology annotation, molecular function: ubiquitin protein ligase activity. The record is from RefSeq and is a predicted model, not a curated record.